This is a messenger RNA of Hyaloperonospora brassicae, 318 nucleotides long. Lineage: Eukaryota; Oomycota; Peronosporomycetes; Peronosporales; Peronosporaceae. The record is from the annotation of a GenBank genome assembly.
AUGCAUCAUCUGCAACGAAAGGCCAAGGCCAAGUUUGCAAGCCUGAAUGAGCGGGAGGAAGGCGAGCUGUCGAUGGCCGAUGGCAGCAAGGCUGCAAUCAAGGGUGUGGGAACCAUCAUGGAAUUGGUGAUCCUGCCCGAUGGUGAAGAGCGCACCAUCGAAAUUAAGGACGCGCUGUUUGUGCCGAGCAUGAGCAAGAAUAUGCUGUCGGUGCCGCAGAUCAACAAGGGUGGCAAGUUUCAAGUCGAAUUCGACGGUCAAAAGAUGCAUGUGGCCACGCAUAAGCCCGAGGCAAUGUCGUGGAUACAGCGGUAUUGA